Molecule: messenger RNA, 645 nt
Organism: Octopus sinensis (East Asian common octopus)
Lineage: Eukaryota; Metazoa; Mollusca; Cephalopoda; Octopoda; Octopodidae
Product: general transcription factor II-I repeat domain-containing protein 2A-like
Exons: 4
Coding region: 1-645 (214 amino acids)
Source: RefSeq, a predicted model, not a curated record
AUGGGGACAAUUGCAGAAGAGAUCCACGACGCUAACCAUUGUGGACACAAUUCACUAGAAGAAUUGUGUGGAAAACGAUUUUGUUUUGUUAAAAGAGAUGUUAUUCGUCAGGUGAAUAUCGAAUACUAUAAGAAAUUCUAUAUUUCAGAUAUCGAACAAUUAGUAGUGUUUAUAAGGGGAGUAACAUCUGACUUUCGAGUAUACGAAGAAUUUUUUUCAUUGAAUUCACUUCACGGAGAAACUAAAGGAACACAGAUUUUUUCUCCAAUUGUGAAAUUAAUUGAAGAUUAUCAACUGGAUCCAAAAAAAUUAGUUUCAAUUUCAACUGAUGGAGCCCCUUAUAUGAUUGGCAGUAAAACUGGUUUUCGUGGACGUAUGAAUAAAUGGAGGUGUGAUAAUAACUGGACUCCAGUAUUAUGGCAUCAUUGCAUUAUUCAUCAGGAAAACCUAAUUUCCAAAAAUAUUAAAAUGGAAAAUGUUUCUGAAGUAGUGAUAAAAAUUGUCAAUUGGAUUCGGGCGAACGCCUUGAAUCACCGAAAAUUUAAAACAUUUUUAACUGAAACCGAUUCGGAUUAUGGCGAUGUCCUUCUUUUCUCAGUAGUAAUCACUGAGAACAAACAGCACCAUAUGAACAUUUAUGUUUAG